Messenger RNA from Branchiostoma floridae (Florida lancelet), 1952 nucleotides. Its product is annotated as tetratricopeptide repeat protein 28-like. The record is from RefSeq and is a predicted model, not a curated record. The transcript has a single exon. Lineage: Eukaryota; Metazoa; Chordata; Leptocardii; Amphioxiformes; Branchiostomatidae. Bases 102 to 1952 code for a protein of 616 amino acids. Gene Ontology annotation, molecular function: protein binding.
AUAAGAAAGAACAGAUAACAGCUCUAUGGAAUGUGGGUGAUACAUACAGGUUACUGGGUGAAUUGGACCAGGCAACAUCCCACUUCGACACAGCCUUACAGAUGGCACAACAGACAGGGGAUCAGCAUGGGCAGAUGCAGGUUUACUUUUACAUAGGAGACAUGCAGAAGGAACAAGUUCAAUCCCCACGAAUAUCCCUGAAAUAUUAUGAACAGGCUCUCGCACUUGGCAGGCAGUUGGGGGACAGGAAGGAAGAGGGAGUGGCUUACAACAGACUGGGAAUGGCCCAUUUCGACAUGGGGGAGCAUGAAAAAGCUCUAGAGUGGUUUCAGCAGCAUCUUCGAAUGAGCCAUGAUAGUGGAUACAAAUUAGAAGAGAUAACAGCGCACACCGGUGUUGGUAGGGCAUUCGGGGCACUAGGUAAGAUGGAAGAGGCAACAUCCCAUUUUGAUACAGCAUUAGAAAUUGCACAACAGACAGGGGAUUUAUAUAAAGAAGUAGAGGUUUAUUUCUCUAUGGGAGAGAUGCAGAGGGAACAACUCCACUCCCCACGUACAGCCAUCCAGUAUUAUAACCAGCAGCUCGCAUUAGCCAGGCAGUUGGGAGACCAACAUGAGGAGGCAGUCGCUUACAACAAACUGGGACUGGCCCAUUUUGAGAUGAGGGAAUAUGAGACAGCGUUGGAGUGGCAUCAGAAGACGCUAAAGACUUGCGAAGAACACGGAUACACAAAACAACAGACAGCGGCACAGACAUGUCUGGGUGACACACUUAGGAAAAUGGAUAAAGUGGACCAGGCAACAUCGGAGUACGACACAGCCUUACAGAUAGCACAGCAAACAGAGGACCGGCAUGGGCAAAUGAAAGUUUACUGUAACAUGGGUGACUUGCAGAUGGAACAACUCCACUCCCCACGUACAGCCAUCCAGUAUUAUGACCAGUACCUUACACUAGCCAGGCAGUUGGGGGACAGGAAGGAGGAGGGAGUGGCUUACUCAAGGAUGGGGCUGGCCCAUUAUGAGAUAGGCGAGUAUAAAACAGCUCUAGAAUGGUUCCAGCAGUGUCUUAGAAGGAGACAAGAAAGUGGAUACAAAAUAGGAGAUAUAACAGCACACACCGGUGUGGGCAAGGCAUACGGGGCAUUGGGUAAGGUGGAAGAGGCAACAUCCCACUUCGACACAGCCUUACAGAUGGCACAGCAGGUAGGGGACCAAAAUGGACAGAUGGAGGUUUACUACUGCAUGGGUGAGAUGCAGAGGAAACAGCUCCACUCCCCAAGUACAGCCAUCCAGUAUUAUGACCAGUACCUCACACUAGCCAGGCAGUUGGGGGACAGGCAUAAGGAGGGAGUGGCUUACAACAGACUGGGACUAGCCCAUUCUGAGUUGAGGAAAUAUGAGACAGCGUUAGAGUGGUAUCAGAAGGAGUUGAAGGCGAGCCAAGAAGGCGGAGACAAGAAGGAACAGAUAACAGCUCUAAGGAAUGUGGGUGAUGCAUACAGGUUACAUGGUAUACUGGACCAGGCAAAAUCACACUUCGACACAGCCUUACAGAUGGCGCAGCAGACAGGGGAUCAGCGUGGGCAGAUGAAUGUUUACUGUGCGAUGGGCGACUUGCAGAGGGACCAACUCCACUCCCCACGUACAGCUAUCGAGUAUUAUGAUCAGUACCUCGCACUAGCCAGGCAGUUGGGGGAAAGGCAUGAGGAGGGAGUGGCUUACAGCAGACUGGGGCAGGCCCAUUAUGAGAUGGGGGAAUAUGAGACAGCGUUGGAGUGGCAACAGAAGUACCUGAAGGCGAGCCAAGAAGGCGGAGACAAGAAGGACAGAUGGCAGCACUUGAGAAUGUGGGUGAAACAUAUAGGUAGCUGGGUAAACUGGACCAGGCAACAUCCCACUUUGACACAGCCUUACAGAUGGCACAGCAAACAGGGGAUCAGUAUAGACAGAUGA